GUUUCUUUUCUACCUUAUUUCGUGAGCAACCUUGCCUGCGCAAGACAUGCCACCAUCGCGUCUAAUCCAUCUAUAUAGCUUCCUGGGGGCCGCCCUCGUUUCUCGUCCCGCUCCCUUCCUGACUUCACUUACACCACCACGAACAACAACAUCAACAACACCAUCGUGACAACUGUCUCCUGACCUGAACUGAAUCGCCUUCACUCGAGUUCUAUGUUCAGUCACCAAAAAGGAUAGUAGUUGUCCUCGACCUUCGUUUAUACUUUGAUCUCAUUGCUUGCCUCACUGGCUAGUCGGCGUCAUCAUACAAAGCCAAGCUUGGGAUUUGCAGUCCAAAACGAACAACAGCAAAAGCUCCAAAAAGGACAAACCAACCAAUUUUCUCGGCCUGAGUUCGUCGCCCGAUUCUUGUUCGGCGCCCCGGACUUGGUUGCCUACUUCUCUGAUCCUCCAUUCAACAUCUGCUAUGCCAUAUAGACAACAUAUCGACCGCGAAGACUUCGCCAUGAUGUAUCCGGAUCCACCCCACGGCGCCUUUUCUGCUGCUUCUAACAGCAUGGAACACCUCAACCUUUCAACAGAGUCCUACUACCCAAGGCAACAACAACAGGAGUUCCAUCCCACAAUGACAUUUGACACUCAUGGCCUCUACGCCGACGUUUCUGGUGUUCAGUCAUAUGGUAACAACCCUGGCCUCUCUCCCAGCAUCUAUGCAGAUGAUGCUUGUGCCCCGGGUCUUCAUCAUAUUCACUCAGCUCCCCCGUCUGUCGACUCUGCGCCAUCUUCUGCAGUUGGAUCACCCCGCUCUGCACAUGGCCAACCGCAAAAUGUAUCAGAAUGGCCUUCCCACGGUAACCUCAUGCCCGGCAUCGUGGGCCACGGCGACUUCUACUCAGCGCACGAGUACUCGUACUCGACGGGCGCUACGCAGGCUAUGGAUGACUUUUCCGCUUUCGAGUACGCCCAACAACCACAUACCAAGCCUGGAUUUGUGGCAGAUCCCACGCUCAUCCAUCCUGGCAUGCAAAAUUUCGAGUCCUCAUACCCGCCGCCACCAUCAUCAGGCUACCCAACAUCGCCUGGCCUGACUACCGGCUCUCCUCAGCACCGGAACGGCAGCAUAUCACCACUGCCAUACCUGCCUAACAGUAACUACCACCACCAGCAACAGCAUUUCGGCCAGUUCCCUGCCAGCUUGGAUACGCGCCGCCAGAGCAUCCACUCGUUUGUGUCCGGCUACUCGGCUGCAGCAGAGCCACAGUUCAGCGGCGAUGAGGCCGCCAAGGAGAAGCAGCGCUGCCCACACCCCGAGUGCGGCAAGAUCUUCAAGGAUCUCAAGGCGCACAUGCUCACCCACCAGACGGAGCGUCCUGAAAAAUGCCCCAUCGCGACAUGCGACUAUCACAUCAAGGGGUUUGCGCGCAAAUACGACAAGAACCGCCACACUCUGACGCACUACAAGGGAACCAUGGUGUGUGGUUUCUGUCCCGGAUCAGGAUCGGCAGCGGAGAAGUCGUUCAACCGCGCCGAUGUCUUCAAGAGGCACUUGACGGCCGUGCACGGCGUUGAGCAAACACCUCCCAACAGCCGCAAGAAGUCUGGCUCGGGCGCCGCGGCCAAGAAGCUGUCUAGCUACGCUCCCGACGCAACCGGCAAGUGCAGCACCUGCUCUGGUACCUUCACCAACGCACAGGAGUUCUACGAGCAUCUGGACGACUGUGUGCUACGCAUCGUGCAGCAAGAGGACCCGGCCGAGGCGAUCAACGCCAAGAGGCUGGCCGAGGUGGCCGACGACAAGGAGGUCCACAUGACACUGGAUAAGAACAAUCUGCCGACGGCGACUAUGACAACAUCGAUGGAGAACGAGGACGAGGACGAAGACAUGAUGGACGACGAGGAUCUUCCCUCGCCCGGCACAUCAAACAAGCGUUCAAAGGCCUCCCGUGGCAUGACCAGCUCACGCAUCGGCAUCACUCCCCCUCAGGCCAAGCGCCGCAAGGGCCGCCGUGACUACCCAACAUCGUGGGGUUUCGACAAGGGUCAGAUGAACCUGAAGAAGAGGACCAUUACUGCCUUUGACGGCUCGCGACGCCUGAACAAGGACGAGUUUUGGGUCCCCACCGACAAGGAGGUCAGGAUCAACCUGCUAGACGGCAAGUCAUAUGUCACCGACGUUGAUGUGCGCACCUUGGAGCGCGCCAACGGCUUCCUCAACGCCACCGAUGCCGAGAAGGGACACUGGGACAGUGAGAACCCCGCAACUGAGCAGAUGAUGCUCAGGGGAUUGUGAUGGGGAUGCGCUCUGAAGAAAAGAAAAUGCUUUUUGCUGGGUUUUGCCUCAGUGCCACCCUGACUCAUACUUGAAGGCUUUGUAUAAUUUGGGAACUGGGCAUUAAUGGGAGGGAGGGGAGUUGGGGUGUUAUUUUUAUACCAUCAUGGCCAUGUUCAUGCGGUCUCACGAUACCCUGUGUCUUGUUUUUUGUUUUCUCCUCACUACAUCAUUUAUCUUGAUCGCUUUGUUACUCAUUGCGAGACAAGCCUGUACUUGGAAGAUAAUCUUUGUUGUUUGCUAUUUAUGUGUAAUGACCUCACUUGAUACCUGAUACACUACCAAAAGAAUAUCUUCAACUCACUUCUCUC
Molecule: messenger RNA, 2640 nt
Organism: Pyricularia oryzae 70-15
Lineage: Eukaryota; Fungi; Ascomycota; Sordariomycetes; Magnaporthales; Pyriculariaceae
Product: zinc finger protein
Exons: 2
Coding region: 467-2290 (607 amino acids)
Source: RefSeq, a predicted model, not a curated record